UUUAAAUAUAAAAAAAAUAUAUAUAUAUAUAUAUAUAUAUAUAUAUAAUACAAAAUUUUAUUGCUAUUGGAAAUUUGAAAAGAGAAAUAUAGGCAAGAGCAUACUCAGAUAUUGUUAAUAUCCAUUUCAACUUUCAAAAAUUUGGUACAAAUAAUGCCAACAACAAUAUAUUACUGGUUUUACAAAUAAGCUUUAUUAAUAUCAAAGGCAACAAAAAGAAAAAAAAACAAGACAAGACAAGACCCGAAAUCAGGUUAAAAGAACAGGGCUUUAAGGAAGUAGCUUCCCCAAAAGCUGCUAGAAAAUCUAAUGAAAAGACCCGAAAUCUCAAACCUCGUACACAUGGUUUUAGGUUAAAUCUGUAUCCAUAUAAUUCAGUCAAUUUCAGACUACUUAAUUUCAGCUAUCUCUCUGGAUAUUUAUUUAUACUAUUAUCAUAUACUCAACACUCUAUGAGAUUUCAAAAAACACCAUUAUAUCACUUUUAAAAUUUUUUAUUGUUAUCCAUUCCAGAUUGCAAAAGAAAACACCAUGUGAAGUUAAUGUCAAGACUUUCCCUCUCUUGGCUCCUUUCUUAUUGCACACUCCAAAUUUCUAUUCUUGAACGACAUCGCGAAUCGAGGAAGAAAAAUAUGGAAGGUGCAGAGGCCACUGAAUCCUUAAACGAAUGGCAAUAAAUCACUCAAAACUAUUGCUGCUAAGAACAAAAACAAUAAUCUUCCUCGCCAUGACCUCUCUAUUUUCCCUCCAAGUUCCUCCACAACCACCAGCACCACCAUCAUAGGACACUCAAAUUGAUCUUGAACUGAGUUCAGCUACUAUGUGCAAUAGUGGAGAUGAAGGUGAAAAAAGAUUGUUGUCUGAUUCAACUAGGAGCGUUUGAAGUUGAGGGUCGAGAUUUUAAGUCUUGGGUUGUUGCGAUUCCGAACAGAGGUGACGUCAGAAGUGGAUUUUGGCCAUUUGGGUUAAUAAGUGUAUUUGUCGCAUAAUUUCCUGUUCUCAUCACAAACAAUAUUCACAUCUAUACUUGUAUCCUGCUUCGAUGUGUUAUGACAGUAAAAUCAGAGUCUGGUGUUUGCGGCGACGGCGCUGUGGGGACUGAAUUUGAAUUAAGGAAAGAAACGAGGUCUAGGAUUGAGAGAGGAGAAGAAGUUGUUUUGGUCGAUGUGUGGUACACAUUUUCUUGAAGCGCUAGCUGCAACAGUGAUUAUUGAUUCAGAUAAACCUAUUCCGACGAGGAUUAAGUCGAAUGUUGUCGGUUCUAUUGAUCGAUAUGAGGAUGGCCCGGCAAAAUGCUUGCUGGCGCCCGAGUCAGUCAAAAGUUGAGAUUAGGCUUCUUGUCAAUGGUUACAUGAGGAAUUUGAAUAUGCAAUCCAGCCCAGCGUCAACCAUUUUUCCUUUUUCUGUUUUUUGCUGUUUUCAAAAUUAAGCUCCUGUCAUUGUCAUAAUUUAAGAGCCUACUUUAUACAGACAAGAAUUAGUACCAACACAGACAAUAAUAGUCAUCUCCGUAGAUUAUUCUAUAGGUCGUAACUUUUAAUAUUUCAAAUAAAUAAAUUUUGAAGUGCUGCCAAAUUGGUUUAGACAUGCAAAUUAUUGUGUACCAAAUUAAAUCUUGCAAGUUGCAUCUAAGUAGUAUACUCGAUGCUUCCAUCAAUGUAAUUCUUUGUGCUCCUAUGUUGCAGAUAAAACCAAGAAAAGGCAACCUUCUUACAGCUUGGGGAGGGCAGUUUAACAGAUCGCUGAUAAUUGUUGCUAAUUUUCCAAAUUCACCACGCAGCUAACUCUCUUAUUCAUUCUUUUGUUUUAGCACCUAAUUCACUUUGAGAAAUCUGAAAAGAAGAAAAAGAAACAUUAAAGAAAGAAUUAUCUCCAGCGACAGUGAUUGAACAGAGUCCAAUAUUAUUUCUUUAUAAUAUAUUAUGAGCUUCCCUUUCUUGCAUUUGACUUUGAUUUCGUACACUUACCGGUUACCAAACAAUACAUUGUUUGGCAAUUGGCAGUUUAACGCCAAAUACACCUCAUCAGUCCUGUCAGUUUUAGUUCAUACUUAUAUCUUCUGAGCAUUCUGCAACUCUGUGUUCAUCAAGAAAGUAAGCAAACUCCUUAACUAUGGCUGUGGAACUCAAGAAGGUUUUCUCUACCAUCCUAAGGUUCUUGGCCUUAGCAGCCACCGUAGUUGCCGUUAUUGUCAUGAUCAGGAGCCACGAUUCUGCUAUAGUAUUGAACUUAACAUUCAGUGCCAAAUACAACAACACACCUGCGUUCAAGUAUUUCGUGAUUGCGGAAGGAAUUGCGAGUGUCUAUACCAUCAUAGUUAUCUUUCUCUGGUCUAAAGGCCUCCUUGGUCGCUUAAUUGUCAUCCUUGAUAUGGUGACAACAGUGCUGCUGACCUCAAGCAUUUCAGCUGCCUUGGCAAUAGCUCAAGUGGGAAAAAAGGGAAACAGUCAUGCUGGUUGGCUACCUGUUUGUGGACAAGUUCCAAAGUUCUGUGACCAAGCAAUCAUAGCUCUUGUCGCUGGUUUUGUUGCUGCAAUAGUUUACUUUAUGCUUCUUCUUUGCUCCCUUCAUGCGGUACUCACUCCCAUUUUUGCUGUAAAACCUUAAAUGGCUGGACUAUGUACAAUGAAAAUAGUUCUUUUUUUUCUCUCCCA
Ricinus communis (castor bean) is the source of this 2654-nucleotide messenger RNA. Its product is annotated as CASP-like protein 1C2. The record is from RefSeq and is a predicted model, not a curated record. The transcript is spliced from 3 exons. NCBI's taxonomy places the organism in Eukaryota, Viridiplantae, Streptophyta, Magnoliopsida, Malpighiales, Euphorbiaceae. The coding region runs from base 2113 to 2607 and encodes 164 amino acids.